GCGAAUCAACCCUUCGCCGAUAAGAGUCGCGCCGUGUCCCCGAUCCUUGCUGGGGUUUCCUCGACGAAUCGUGGCCCGAAAUUGGCACCGGUGAAAUUGCCAGGGAAGUGCGACGUCUCGUUCGGAUCGGCCUCUGGUUCCGUUCCGCGCGCCGCUUCCUGCGGGAACACCCCAGUAGGGGACAUCAUCACAGGGGUGGCAGACUGCAGGGGACGUAGGAGCAUCGGUAGACGGAGGGACACGAGGUUGCCGGAUUGGUGGAUCGAGAACCCGAUGAUCGUUCGGGGAUCCGAGUGGUCGUCGCAGAUCGACGCGCGUUGUCGACUUUGAUGGAUAUUCGAGGGAACUCGCGGCGGACGUGGCUGCUGGACUGAUAAGCUGGCUGUGCUGCCGUGAUAAGGAAUUCGGGGCUGGUCACGAGGGGGGUAAAAGUGCGCCAGCUGGUCGACUGGACAAAGAAGAUCGGCACGGUAGAAUGUGCAGCUGAUCGGAAUGACGAGGCACUCUCUGGUGAUCCUAUGCUGCUACCUGUACACGCUCUUUGACAUGGCAGCCCUACACUUUCCCGAGGAAAUAUGCGAACCGGUACUUUCCACGGAGGUCGAAGGCUGGCAUAUUAAAGUCGAUAGCCUAUCGUCCAGUACGUUUCGACUUUCGGCGAGAAAGCGCGGGUACCGGUUCUUUCCGAAGAUCGAAAGGGAGUCGGACCUCGAGGAGUACGGCAGAAAGGAGACCUCUUUGUCGCUCAGGGACAUCCUCCCUUUGAACCCGAAGCAAUACGACAAGCACAGGGCGCCGAAGUUCCUGGGCCAGCCUACCAUCGUCUACUUCCACGUGACGGUGCUCAGCCUCGACUCCAUAAACGAGGAAUCUAUGACGUACGUUGCGGACAUAUUUCUGGCGCAAAGCUGGCGAGACUCGAGACUGCGACUUCCGGAGAACAUGUCCGAGGAGUACAGAAUAUUGGACGUAGACUGGCUGCACAAUAUCUGGAGGCCUGAUUGCUUUUUCAAGAACGCGAAAAAGGUCACCUUCCACGAGAUGUCGAUACCCAAUCAUUAUUUAUGGCUGUAUCACGACAAGACUCUGCUUUACAUGUCGAAAUUAACUCUCGUCCUCUCCUGCGCGAUGAAGUUCGAGUCCUACCCUCACGACACGCAAAUUUGCUCAAUGAUGAUCGAAAGUCUGUCGCACACCACCCAGGACCUGGUGUUCAUCUGGAACAUGACCGAUCCUCUGGUGGUGAAUCCAGAGAUCGAGCUACCCCAGCUGGACAUCUCGAACAAUUACACGACCGACUGCACGAUCGAGUACUCGACCGGUAACUUCACGUGCAUACAGAUCGUGUUCAAUCUACGACGUCGUCUGGGAUAUCACCUGUUCCACACGUACAUACCGUCCGCGUUGAUCGUGGUGAUGUCCUGGAUCGCGUUCUGGAUCAAACCCGAGGCGAUCCCUGCCCGGGUCACCCUGGGAGUGACGUCAUUGCUGACCCUCGCCACUCAGAACACGCAGUCCCAGCAAUCACUGCCGCCAGUGUCUUACGUGAAGGCCAUCGACGUGUGGAUGUCCUCCUGCAGCGUGUUCGUCUUCCUCUCGCUCAUGGAGUUCGCCGUCGUGAAUAACUACAUGGGCCCUGUCGCCACCAAGGCUAUGAAGGGCUACUCGGACGAGGACCUCAGGGAGGCCAUCGACGAAUUCAAAACGCCUAUGAGGAACGAAUCCGAGAGGAGCAGAAGUCCAGUGAGACCAGUGACCGUGCAGUACGACACCUGCUGCCAGGGUCGGGCGACCGCCAUCUACAUCGACAAGGUGUCCAGAUUCUUCUUUCCGUUCUCCUUCCUCAUCCUGAACGUCGUCUACUGGAGCACCUUCCUGUAGGAAGCUCGUCCUCCCGCGAACGGACGAAGACGGAAACGAAGAUCGCUGGAUCGUCGACGGUCUCCAAACAACUCUCGUUCGAUCCUCGUUAACCGUUUCGGCGUAUCGAUCGCUGUCAACUUUGUCUAUGCAGAACCCCAUCGAUCGGUGGCAUUGAAUUUUAUCUGGAUCGUUUACGAUACGAUACGCCGAGCAGUUAACGAAGGAUCGAACGGAGCAGACGAUUUUUCUACGACAGGAAGUCUGCUAGAAGAAUUUUCAGUGCCUUUUAUAAUAUAAUUUAGAGAAGACGCGCCGUCGAGGACGGUCGAUUAAUUAUAAGAGCAUCGUAGCAAUUAAGUCGCAUUAAGGUUCCUCCGAGGAGUAUAUCGAAUCGAACGACUGUGUACUCACCCGUUCAGGCGAUCCCUCCGACGCGGAUCCGCCCUUGUAUCAUUGUUGCAGAAUCUCCGUCGAUCAUCGCGAUUUACCAUUUAAUUUAAUUUAGCGAUCCUUUCCGUUUACUUGCGCCUGUCCCAUCGAGUUCUGUGUCGAUAGAUAGACUCGAUGACACCCGACUCGACGGACCAGCGAUACGUUACCGUGUUCAGCCCAGCGUCUCGUCCCGGACCGACCCGGCGAGCGUCGUUGAAAAGGGAUAAAACGUUCGGGAUCAUCGGAAUCUUCUUAUCCGAAAGCUCUGCUUUUAUACGGCGGGACGAUCGAAAAUUGAUAAGAUACGACGGCCGUAUAACUUUAUAGACAUUCGACGCGCAAUCCCGUGGAAUUUUACGAAGGAUAUUAAAAGGAGCGAGGCUGGGCUGGUCGCGCGAACGUUCGCUCGUGAUUACGUCGUUGGCAGAACGGUUUAGCCGUCGUGUGCGAUCGCAGAAUGUAAGGAC
Molecule: messenger RNA, 2762 nt
Organism: Eufriesea mexicana
Lineage: Eukaryota; Metazoa; Arthropoda; Insecta; Hymenoptera; Apidae
Gene: HisCl1
Product: Histamine-gated chloride channel subunit 1
Exons: 9
Coding region: 493-1881 (462 amino acids)
Biological process (GO): monoatomic ion transmembrane transport
Cellular component (GO): membrane
Molecular function (GO): transmembrane signaling receptor activity; extracellular ligand-gated monoatomic ion channel activity
Source: RefSeq, a predicted model, not a curated record